AUGGGCGCAGUCAUAUCCCACCUGCGCGGCAUCUACACGUCCUUCACGGCCCUCAUCCGGACCCUCUCCGCCCUCAACGCGCGGUACGGCGCGCUUUUGGAGAGGGUCCACGCCGGGCCGUUUCUGCCUGUUGAGAAGCCGACGGAGUCGUUUUGGAUGCGGGAUCCGCCGUUUCCAGAGAUGGGGGACGUUGAUGAGGAGGAGGAGGAGGAGGUGGAUGUUGUGGUUGUGGGGAGUGGAAUUACGGGUGUUUCUGCUGUCAAGACGAUCUUUGAACUGUCUUCGUCUUCUUUGACGAAGCCAGAAGGGCAAGGUAAUGACGAUCAAAGAGGUAUACCAAAGAUCAUGGUCCUGGAAGCACGCCAGCUCUGCAGUGGCGCGACGGCGCGCAACGGAGGACACAUCAAGUGCGCGCCCCACGAGGAAUUCGCCCGGCUGCGACGGAUGCUCGGCGAUGACGAAAGGGCGCGGAAGGUCGUGCGCUUGCAGAUGAGGCAUCUUUCUGCGCUGAAGGAGGUUGGCGAGAGGAUGCCGUGGGGGGAGGUGAGAGAGGUUGAGACGGUGGAUUUGUUUCUAGACGGGGAUGGGUUUGAGAGGGCGAGGGGUAAUGUUGAUGAGUUGAGGGGGUGGAUGCCGGAGGUGGAUGUCAGGGUUUGGGAGGGGGAGGAGGAGAUGAGGGAGAAGUUUGGGGUUAAUCGGCAUGUUGUCGGCGCGAUAUCGUAUCAAGCAGGCGCUCUGUGGCCGUAUCGACUCGUCACAAGCCUAUGGCACGAUCUCAAGACGAAAUACCCCAGCCUCACCAUCAGUACCCAUACGCCCGUCUCAUCCAUCACUCCCAACGCCUCUCCGACCCAUCCCUAUACGAUUCAUUCUCCCCGCGGUAAGAUCCGUACCCGACACGUCCUUCACGCAACAAACGCCUACACAGGCCAUCUCGUUCCCGCCCUGCGAGGCUGUCUCACAGGCGUACUCGGACACAUGACGGCACAGAAGCCAGGGAAGGACUUUUCCCCCGUGUGUCAUGGGGGAAGGUCGUGGUCGGUGAUGUACGGGACGGGAUUCGACUAUGUGACGCAGAGACCUGAUGGAGAGGAUGGGCAGCCGGGGGAGUUGAUGCUCGGAGGGGGCUUGUUCCGGAGUAAGGAGGACGGGCUGGAUCAGGUUGGGGUGUGGGAUGAUGGGAGGGUGGAUGCGUUUCCGCUGAUGCAUCUCAGGGGGAGCAUGGCUGCGAUAUUCGAGCCGAGAUGGGGCGCGGAGGGGAAGCUGGAGGGUGCGUGGAGUGGGAUUAUGGGGUUUACGGGGGAUAUGUUGCCGUUUGUGGGGGGGUUGCCGGUUGGGGUUGGGAAUGGGAGGAGGAUGAGGGAGAAUGUGGGUGGUGUUGGGGAUGGGUUUGGGGAGUGGAUUGCUGCGGGUUUCAGUGGCGAGGGUAUGGUUUGGGCGUGGUUGAGUGGUGUUGCGGUGGGGAUUAUGAUGAUGGGGAGGGAGGAUGAUGAGUUGGUUGAGGGUGAGGGACGGCCUGGGGGGAGGUUGGGAGAGUGGUUUCCUGUGGAGGAGGUGAGAGUUGAUGCGGGGAGGUUGAGGAGGGCGAGGUUGGAGAAUUUGGCGAAUGAGGUUUGA
Trichoderma reesei QM6a is the source of this 1617-nucleotide messenger RNA. RefSeq lists its product as uncharacterized. NCBI's taxonomy places the organism in Eukaryota, Fungi, Ascomycota, Sordariomycetes, Hypocreales, Hypocreaceae. Gene Ontology annotation, molecular function: oxidoreductase activity. Gene Ontology annotation, cellular component: cytoplasm. The transcript has 3 exons. Bases 1 to 1617 code for a protein of 538 amino acids. The record is from RefSeq and is a predicted model, not a curated record.